Malania oleifera is the source of this 1487-nucleotide messenger RNA. Its product is annotated as caffeoylshikimate esterase. The transcript has 8 exons. Gene Ontology annotation, molecular function: lipase activity. NCBI's taxonomy places the organism in Eukaryota, Viridiplantae, Streptophyta, Magnoliopsida, Santalales, Ximeniaceae. Gene Ontology annotation, cellular component: membrane. Bases 121 to 1317 code for a protein of 398 amino acids. The record is from RefSeq and is a predicted model, not a curated record.
AGACUACCAGGAAACCCAGCUCCAGAGCCUCCAUUAUAGUCCUCGUGAAUCACGAGUCAUUUAUUUGGCCUUCGGACUACACUCAUGACUCGACGCGUCCCGUGACGACGCCGUAGGCAAAUGAUGGAGCUGUUUUCUGCAUACGUACCCUCUGAACUAUCUCUAUUUCGCCGGAAAUCUGACAUUCCGAUCACCGGCAGCCGAAAAUUUCGCACACCCUUUUUUCCCCAUCGGAAAACGAAUAGAAAAUUAGCAGUGGAGACUCGCCAGGCAGUCAUGGCGAAGAAGAAAUUGGCGAUAGAAGGUGUGAGCGAGGAGAUGAAUGCGAUCGCAUCCCAGAACUUGGACUUCGCACCCGCUCGGAGGCGCGUUCGGUCGGCAUUUUUUGACGUCCAGCAGCAGCUAGAUCAUUGCUUGUUCAAGGUGGCUACAACUGGGAUCAGGACAGAGGAGAGGUAUGAGAGAAACUCAAAGGGUCUGGAAAUUUUUAGCAAAAGCUGGUUGCCAGGACCUCGUGUUCAAAUCAAAGGUUUUUUAUGCUUUUGCCAUGGCUAUGGGGACACUUGCACCUUCUUCUUUGAAGGUAUUGCCAAGAGAAUUGCUGCUUCUGGUUAUGGCGUUUAUGCUUUGGACUAUCCUGGUUUUGGUCUAUCUGAAGGAUUGCAUGGUUACAUCCCAAGCUUUGAUGAAUUAGUUGAUAUUGUUGUUGAACAUUAUAGGAAAAUCAAAGGAAGACCCGAAUUGAGGGGGUUGCCCUGCUUCAUUUUCGGUCAGUCCAUGGGAGGAGCUGUUACUCUCAAAGCACAUUUGAAAGAACCACAUGAAUGGGAUGGAGUGAUCCUUGUAGCCCCAAUGUGUAAAAUUGCAGAGGAUGUGAAACCUCCGGAACCAGUUUUGAACUUUUUCACUCUUUUGUCUAAAGUUAUGCCAAAGGCGAAGAUUUUCCCAACUAAAGAUCUUGCAGAGCUAGCAUUCAGAGACUCGAGGAAAAGGGAAAUGGCUGUCUACAAUGUGCUUUCAUACUCUGAUCAAAUGCGAUUGAAGACUGUAGUGGAGCUCUUGAAAGCCACACGUGAUAUUGAGUCGCAGGUGGAGAAGGUAUCGUCUCCAUUGUUGAUUCUUCAUGGAGCCGCAGAUAGGGUAACGGAUCCCUUAGUGAGCCAGUUUCUUUAUGAGAAGGCUUCUAGCAAGGAUAAAACUCUGAAGCUUUAUGAAGAUGGUUAUCACAGCAUUUUAGAAGGGGAACCUGAUGACAGAAUUUUUGCCGUCCUUGAUGAUAUUAUUACCUGGCUGGAUGCUCGCUGCUCCCUUAACUAGAGGUUUUCUUCUUGUUUUAUGCUUUCAUGCCUUUGCUAGUUCCACUUCAUAUGUUUGUAAUUUCUUGUUAAUUUUAUGCUACCCACAACAAGGUCAUUUGUUUUUUAGGGCAAAUCCUUUUGCCCUAAUGCCCAAAAGGACAGAAUCUCAAUACAUGCAUAUAACCACCA